Molecule: messenger RNA, 396 nt
Organism: Enterobius vermicularis (human pinworm)
Lineage: Eukaryota; Metazoa; Nematoda; Chromadorea; Rhabditida; Oxyuridae
Source: the annotation of a GenBank genome assembly
AUGGACGAAAAAAAUCAUGAGUAUGAACGGUUAAAGGGACUGUUCGACUCUUUUAUGCCAUAUAUGUUUGUCAAUGGAAGGUUGAAAACAUUUAAUAAAAAAUGGCCAUAUGAAAGCGAAAAUUUGACUCCACAGAAAAUGGCUGAAGCAGGUUUUAUAUAUUCUCCAGAUCCACUUGAUAAUGGUUGUGUCAAGUGUGCAUUCUGUUUAAAAGAAUUAAACAGCUGGGAGGAUGAAGAUGAUCCAAUAAAAGAACAUCGUCGAUAUAAAGACCGCUGUUACUUUGCUCGUUUAAACAAGCCUGAAGAUCAGUAUACACUACGAGACGUAUUAUUACUUGCUGUAAACACUCGUGCGGCCCUCUUGGUACGAUGGUUAACAAUUUGUGGGCAUUAG